Molecule: messenger RNA, 3448 nt
Organism: Eriocheir sinensis (Chinese mitten crab)
Lineage: Eukaryota; Metazoa; Arthropoda; Malacostraca; Decapoda; Varunidae
Exons: 7
Coding region: 867-1886 (339 amino acids)
Source: RefSeq, a predicted model, not a curated record
GCUGAGUGAGCGGCCCCACAAUGAGCUUAUUCAUCAGUAUCAAGUGGUUUAAGAGCUAAGACGAACCAGAUCAACAGUGUUGUACUGGCUUGCAACGGCAGUGCACGUCUUGCUGCCACUCGUAUGAGGUGCAAGGCCCGCUUAUUUUUUGGACUGCGUUCGCCUGAGUACACCAGCCUCGUCAGCAGUGCGUAUCGACAGGGUGUAUUUCAUCGCCCGAAAAAACUUUGUCAUGAGAAAAGCCGGCCGUCCCAGAGAAACAAGCGAAUGUCAGAGCAUAAUCCUCCCUGUAAACAGUAACGUACAGAUGUGAUGUUUACCAUUACACGGGAAGUCGGGACGGCACGAGGACACCUGACCUUUUAUUCUUAUUAACUUCAGCAAGACAAUCUACAACCAAUAAAUGCGUAGAUAGUUUAUCUGCAAACAGCACUGAUAAGCCAAAUCAGCAAUACAUCAACACGGCAGAGAGAGAGAGAGAGGCAACCGCAUUGAAGAGUGGCGUCAGAUACGAUGAACCUGAUAUUGUAAUCGAGUUGACCAGGAGACCAGGAGCCACUUCUCGGUGAUCACGCGAGCCCUACCGAGACCACUUGACAAGCACCACGCAUUCCUCGCCUCUCAACUACGUAGUGUGCUCCCGCAAGGCUGAUAGCAAGGAAUCAAGCGGCUUCUCCGGUGUUGCGUAUCAUUUGGAAACACUAGACGAGAACUCGGUGCGAAACAGUGAUCUAGUUGUGGUCCAGUGUGAUUAAAUAGCUUAAGCAUUCGGAAAUAUGACCUUUGUGAAUAAGGAAAACUAUGUAUGAGGAGGAAGUGAGCCUUAUCAGACGCAGGCAGUGACUGUGGGAGGGACGGGGAGCGCCAUGGAUCAGCUGGAGGUGAUGCCAGUGAGCUCGCGCGUGGUGUGUCUCACCGCGCCGCACCUCAAGUCCCUGUGUGUGUUCGAGGCCCUCUCCCGCACGCUGGGCUGCUACUACAACCAUCACCGCCCACAGAUCGUGUCCUGCUAUGGGAAGGUGCGGCUCCCAGUGCCUCGAAUCACACGCAUCCGCGGCCACACCGGCCACACCCACACCCCCGGCGAAGCGCCCACCCUGCACACCCUCCUGCAGAUGGGAACAUACCUGGUGUUCCACCUUUCUGACUGGACACAGGUGCAACAUUGUCAUCUGGUCCUGAAUGGCAUUGAAAAAGUUCCCCGAACAGACGUUCCUGCAAAAGUCAUCCUGGAACGCAUCGACAGCACCACCACAGCUUCAAGGCUCCUUCCCCCGGAGGGUGAAUCUGAGCCUCAUCUCGGUGCGGCUGAGUGUGUCACUCCAGACCCUCCUUUGAACAAUUCCAACAACAGAGUGAACUCCAGACACACUACACUCAGCUCUGUGUCAGAGAGAGUCUCCUGUGCAAUCAAGAGUCUUGGUCUUGAACAAAGACAUACCAGUCAUGAACAUAGUAAAAAUAUUAGCAGUAAGACAAAACUCAUGGACAAUCAGGGAGAAACAAAAAAGUCUGAAUGUGAAAAAUGGCAAAUGGCUUCAAGCACACACAUGACCAUCAACAUGGAGGAGUCGGAGGAGGUCACGACACUGCUGGAUGACGACUACAGCUCAGACACAUCAGACGACCUUCACAAGGUGGUGAGGCGGCGGCUCGUGGUGGACAUUACACCGCUGCUGCAGGCUCCACCCUCUGACAACAUCCUUACCAUCCUGCUAAGGCCAGCUGAGGAAACCCAGGCCUGGCAAUUCCUUUCAUCUUGCAUCAAGGUGAUAAUGAGUGGCAGCAAGGACCAGGCAGUGAAUGGCUCUGGCACCAUGAAGAGGGCCCUCAUGAGGACCAGGCCGCUCUACUUUUCAAAGAAUGGAAAUGCACACAGACUCUAGGUCAAAACAGUAGUGCAUCACAUUUUUUCUCAGAAAAGUAUUCAUCAAUUAAUUUGUACCUGAUGUAUGGUUAUGAACAAUAUCAUCAAUGAAAAAACAACAGUUUACCCUUCUUCAUCCAAGUACCAAUAAAACUCUGCCUCCCAUCCCUACAUCUAAAAGCAUAACGAAUAUAAAAAAUAACGAAAUAAGAGGGUCGUGUAUUUCAAAGGGGAGCUGAGUGAGGGUUUUGGUGUUCAUGUGGCUGUUAGACGAAUGUGUAAUGUUACCAUGGCAGUACAAUAUUUGUAUGGAUGGUUGUAUCAGGGAUGUGAUAGCCAAAGGAGCAGAUUUAGGGUCAAGAUUGAGAGAGAUAGGUACAAAGCAGUCAAUGAAGGCAGGCUUCUUUGCUGAUGAUACAGCUGUUGGAACAAAUGAGAGAAUGCUGCAGAGGAUUGUAGAUGAAUUUAACAGGAUGUGUAAGAGGAAAAAGUUGAAAGUAAAUGUUGUCAAGAGUAAGGUAAUACAUAGUAUAUAAGAGGGCAAGAAAGCAGACAACUGAUCUUGCAGUCACACAUGGUUGGGGCAGAGAGCACAAUGGUGAAAGGACUGGUUGGGGAAGAGGAGAUGGAGGAAAUUGUUUUAUUUAAAUAUUCAUGGACAGUUCUGUGUGAGCAUGAGAGCAUGGAAGGAGAGGUGAGGGAGAGAGUAAGAAGGGCAGACAGGCAAUAAGUGCACAGGAGAGUUAUGAGAGGAAGACGUUUGAGCACAGUGGAAGAGGUGCAUGUGUGGUGUGUCAAGAUGGUAUGAAGAAUUAUGAAAAUAUGCAUAUAUGAGUUUGGGUUUGGGUGGGUGGGUGGAGUGGUUGAAUGAGUGCUAUAUGGUUCUCUCAGCUGGUCCAGGCAUGAUGAGAAUGAAUAAGGAUGAGUUUGUGAAGAGUGUAUUUGGGCAGACCUGAAGCAGAGGGUGCCAAGGCGAGACCACCAGUGAAAUGUGGCGGAGCAGAGGUCACCGCCAGCCAGUCGUCAGAAAACUUUAUACAUACACCACAGGCUUAGACUAAAGAAACAAAGUAAAAUGAAAGGAAUUUUACAACUCUGCAUAUGCCCCUAACAUUAUCCCCCUUCCAACACAUAAAGUUCACAAGACUACUCACCAUAAUACAUCAGCCAGUUUGGGAUGGUCUGCAUCAUUCACUAUGUCAGGAACAUAUGUUAUAACUUCCUUCUGCACCUGGAAGAGAGAAAGAAAAAAAUAUAUAAGUAUGUUAAAAAUUUACAAGAAUGAUAACACAUUCAGAGAGCAGCCAGCCAAGGGAAUAUCAAGCUAACAUGGGUUAACAAUUACACUAGUUUGUGCAUCUGUACUGUGUGGUCCACUUCUUUUGCAGUAAAAAAUAUCACAAGCAUAACAAGCCUAUUCUUAUAAUGAACAAGAUAAGGGGAUGGAGACAAAUUCAAGAAGUAAAAAUAGCGGACAACGUGGCGGGAUAAAUUAUUAGGUGAACUGGACAACACCAUCAUUCAAGCACCAGCCUGGCACUGUUAUAGUAUAUCUCAGUUUAAAUACAGCAAUUACAAAGU